AUAGCAUCUGCAGACUGCCAACAAAUCCGCGCUAAUUUAAACCAUGAUAAUUGAUCAACGAGCCGGGCAACUCCAACAUGAUGCCGGCCGGCUCCGGUUGCGACCAACACUGCGUUCCGUUGGUUUAGUAUUCCACGUACGGAAUUUAAUGCCGAUCGCUCGAAGAAUUUUCUACAAAGUCUACUACACCUAGUGAUUGGAUUCGCCGUGCUCUAGCCGUCCUCCUUGUCGAACCAUGAAUGGCUUUUGUUGCGUCUACCAGUACCAGCACCUAAUGAUUGGAUUCGUUCGUGGCUACCAAUUGAGACAUGACAGCCCUGGACGAUGCGGAACUGUCAGCUACCAACUCAUCUCAGUUUUCGUUUUUUUUAAAAAAUGGAUACGAGCGUGAUCUGUUUGAGGAAAUACCUACAAGAAAAUUAUUGCAAGCCAAGACCCAUAUUAAAACCGCACGGGGGCCUCAGCCUAGGUGGCCGGGAUUCUUGGUGUCUCUUCAUCUAAAUAAUCCAUGGAUGUUGGUUUAUAAGGAGGGGGAGAUCAAACACAACACCACACCAUCUCCUCCUUGGCUUCGUACGAUUCUCACUCAGUUCAAUGGCGGUGGUGCAGGAGCAACAAUGCCAAGUCCGGUGCAACAGCAUGCCGUCUGUCUCUCACCCCAUUGUGUGCAGAGUUGAAGAGGAGCUUCACAAGCUUAAGGCUUGUGUUGCUUCAUCCUCUUUAUCGGUCGAGAUGAUGUGCCAUGGAUUGAGAGAGCUUGGAGAUCUUUACAGCUGCAUCAAUGAGCUUCUUCGCUUGCCAAGUAACCAACAAGUCCUUUCUCAUUUGCCACAAGAGAAGUGGUUGGAAGAAGAGCUUGAUGGGUCCAUCAGAUUGCUGGACCUGUGCGGUGCCGUAAGGGAUGGCUUAGCUACAAAGAAAGAGCACCUCCAGGAUCUUCAAUCGGCCCUACGUAGAAGAUGUGCUGAAGCUGUCAAAGAGAAAACAUACACCUACAUUAGCUCCGGGGAAAAGGCAAACAAAGAUAUCAAGAAUUGCUUGAGAUCAUUGAAGAAAAUGGAUAGCAAAUCUGGAUCUUCUAUGACCAUAAAUAAAGAUUGCGAUCUACCAUUGGUGGUAAGGGUGUUGAUGAAAGCAAGAGAAAUCACCAUAUCUCUCAUCCAAUCCAUCACAUUUUACUUGUCGGUGUCGAGGCCUAAAGCAAAGACCAGCAGGUGGUCUUCUGUUUCGAAGGCAUUUCAUAAGAAGAAGGUGGCCUGUGAGGGGGAGCGUGACGAUACAAGUGAUUUCUCGAGGAUGCUCUUCUCAUUAUACGCUUCAUAUGGAUGCAUUUCCUGCAAGGAUGUUGAUAAGGAGAAGGCAGUGAGGGCACAAAACCAAUUGCAGACAUUGAAUGUCAACUUUGAUUGUCUUGAGAAUGGAUUGGAUUGCUUAUUCAGGCAACUAAUCCAAAGUAGAGUCUCUCUCCUUAACAUCCUCAGCUUAUAAAAUUCUCCUGUAUCUCUUCAACCCCAUGAUCAGCAUCCACAUUUUAAGGAUCUGCUGAUUAAUUUCAGUAUUUACAAUUUUGUAAAUUACUUGAAAUUUAUAACA
This is a messenger RNA of Elaeis guineensis (African oil palm), 1593 nucleotides long. RefSeq lists its product as uncharacterized. The record is from RefSeq and is a predicted model, not a curated record. Lineage: Eukaryota; Viridiplantae; Streptophyta; Magnoliopsida; Arecales; Arecaceae. Gene Ontology annotation, biological process: root development; shoot system development.